AUGGUAUCGCUAGCUGAUUUUGAGGAAGACGAACAAACUGAUGACGACCACCAAUCAGGAGACGAUGAGGAUGUGGACUGGGAGGAUGCAGAAGGUCUACCUUAUGCAACACUGCAGGCAGAGAUCGCAGGCAUUGGGGCUACUUUACAAGAGAAUGAAGACCAAGCAGAUGGACACGAGGACACCGCAGAAGCAGAGCAUGCCGCUGGGUUACAGGAGCAGCACGGUCCGAAGGCAGUCAUUGCAAAGGCGCUCGCAGCCAACCGGCGGCUGCAGUCGCGCUUGACCAACAUCCUAGCAGCAGUGGACAGGACGAUAUGGAGGAAUGCAGAGACCCAGGCCAAGCUGAUGCACAACGCAGAGGCCUGGCCGAGAGCCGGCCGGUACAGGGGAAUGCGAGAGACCUCGAACACGGUGUGGGGCAACGCUGAGACGCGCGUGAUUGGCCCCAGCCGCUUCUGGGUGGCGGACCGGAAAGUGCCGGAGCCGAACGCGGACGCCAUGAGGACCGCUCCGGCAUUCGAGUACCUGCCACACACCUUCAGGGACGCCAGCUGGACGCCAGACGAGCACGAGCGCCUGCAGCGCGCCAUCCUGCAGGCCGUCAAUAGAGCGCGUUCGGCAAGAGAGCUGGCGGAUGCGGGGCUGCACGGUCACAGUGAAGGCGACAGAGGCCCUGAGGAGCAGCUGCUCAAGCUGGACAGCCCAGGUGUGGAUGCUGAGGUGGACGCGUUUGGGCCGGAGCAGUGGGAGGAGGUUGCCCGGCUGGGCAGCAGCGGGCGCAGCGGGCACGAGUGCGCCACGCAGUGGGGGCACCGGCUGCGGCCCUCCCUCAACCUAAGCCCCUGGUCGCAGCAGGAGGACGCCAAACUGGUGAAGCUGCAGGCACGGCACGGCAUGCACAGAUGGGAAGUGGUGGCGCAAAAGCUUGGGACGGGUCGCACGGCUGCCGCGUGCCUGUCCCGCUUCCAGCGCUGCCACAAUCCUGUCCUGCUGGAAUCUAAGUGGACCCCAGAGGACGCUGCAAGGCUGGCCGCUCUCGUGGCAAGACUGGGUACUGCCAACUGGGUGGCAGUGGCGGCUGAGAUGGGCAACCGGACGCCGCAGCAGGUGCAGCACUACUACCGCGACAACGUGCAGGCCCUCAAGAAAGGCCCCUGGGCGGCAGACGAGGACGCAGCCCUCCUCAAGGCGGUGGAGACGUGCGGGCGGCGGUGGCGGGAGGUGUCCAAGCUGGUGCCGCGUCGCAGCGACAAGCAGUGCCGCGAGCGCUUCUGCAACGUGCUGGACCCGGGGCUCAAGCGCGAGGACGAGUGGGCGCCCGAGGAGGACGCCGCACUGCGCGCAGCCAUCGCGCAGCACACCCAGCCCGACGGCAAAGUCAGGUGGGCGAAGGUGGGCGCCCAGCUGCCAGGCCGCACGGACAACUCAUGCUGGCGGCGCAGCAAGACGCUUGCCGCCAAGGAGCGCGGCACUCACAAGCAGCCCACCGCGCCACGCGGCUCCGGAGGCCGAUUCCUGCGCCCGGCCGCCCCGGCGGACGGUGCCGCCCCGGCCGGCCAUACGCCGCGAGAGACGGGCUCCGGCGCGGACGCUUCCGAAGCAGCGCAUGUCGCUGCUGGGGAGACGGCUGCAGAGCCUGGCAGCGGGAAUGGCGAGAGGAGUGGCGGCCAAUGUGAGAGGAACGAGGAGGAAGAAGAGCAUGCAGGAGGGGCAGUAGAUAGAGGUGCAGCGGCUGAGCUGGCUGGGGGAGUAGAGGGCCGAGGAAAGGGGCGCAGUGGUGGUGGCGGCAAGAAGGGUGCGAGAGAUACUACAAAGAAUGCAAAAGGGAAGGUUGCCCUGGGGCUCGGCGAGAGCGCAAUUGCUCAGCAGGAUGAUGAUGGUGAAGGGACAGGGUUUGCGGACCCAGAGGAUCAUCCGCUGAGGAAGAAACACAGGGCACAAGCCAGACGCUGA
Coccomyxa subellipsoidea C-169 is the source of this 1956-nucleotide messenger RNA. RefSeq lists its product as hypothetical. NCBI's taxonomy places the organism in Eukaryota, Viridiplantae, Chlorophyta, Trebouxiophyceae, Coccomyxaceae. The record is from RefSeq and is a predicted model, not a curated record. Bases 1 to 1956 code for a protein of 651 amino acids. The transcript is spliced from 9 exons.